GUAACAGUGAUUUCAGUGAGUUCACUCCACACAACACACAACACAAAAAUAUACGUUCGGAUUAUCUACGGUGAACGUGUUUACAAAAUAACACGUUCAUAUGUUUCCUAAUGUACGUACCUCACGUUUACACAAGAAUAUAAUCUUGAAUCCCAAUGAUUAUGGAUAGCGUGACGCGCAAAUUGGAAUCGAACAAGCGAAUUCCCAGUUCGUCGGAUCCAAAUGUGAACAUUGUUAUGUACCUUUUACUAUUUGCGAACACACGAGAUAAUAGUGAGACUGAAAAGUUUGCCAAGAGAGCUAUUGAAUCAUUGGUAAAAAAACUACGGAAAAAAACAGAGGAACUAGAUGCUUUAAUACGAGCUGUAUCAACUCGUGGCAAAGAACCGAGUAAAUGUGUAACAAUCCCGCGAACUCUAGAUGGAAGACUUCAGGUUUGUGAAAGAAAGGGGUUUCCUCAUGUCAUAUACACAAGACUAUGGAGAUGGCCGGAUAUCCAGAAAAUGGAAUUAAGGCAUAAUGAUUCAUGCCUUUAUGGUUUUGACUUGAAAUGCGAAACUGUAUGUGUGAAUCCAUAUCAUUACGAAAGAAUUGGUACAAUACAUACAUUGGCAAAUGAUGUUUCUACACAAUCAUUUGCCAGUCCAUUGGUUCAUCCGGUUUCAUAUCAAGAAGAAACUCCAAGUAUGUUGUAUGAGCAACUUGCUUUUGCAAAAAAUGCUGUACCAGUCACAAUACCAACAGCAAUUCCAACUGCCGAUGAUCCUUGCCCAUUGAUUGUACAAACAUUGCUACAGUAUGUUCAUUAUAAAUGCCAUAGUCCAGAGUUGGAAAUAUUUGCCAGAAAGGCAACUGAAUCGAUUGUUAAGAAGUUAAAGAAGAGUCCAAAUGAACUUGAAUCUUUAAUAAUUGCAAUUACAUCACAAGGCAAGCAGCUGUCUAGAUGUGUUACACUACAACGCACAAUGGAUGGCAGAUUGCAAGUUGGUGAGAAAAAGGAUUUUCCGCAUGUGAUUUACACAAGACUUUGGAGAUUUCCAGAUGUACAUAAAAUGGAACUGAAACAUGUAGAGUAUUGUCGUUAUGGUUAUGAUUUGAAAAACAACAAAGUUUGUGUCAAUCCUUACCAUUAUGAACGAGUUCAGCCACCAGACUGGUUUCGAAGUUCUGUCUGUCCUGUUCCUGGAAAUCCAACAACUGCUCUUGGAAUUCUGAUGAGUCAUCAGUUUCCCACACUUGAUUCAAUUCCAUUCUCCCUCAGCCCAUCAACACACGGACUACAGUACAACCAUCUUCAUAAUUCUCGCAGUUUUAUUCCAUCAAACGUUCUUGAAGCUGGUCCGCCUGUUCUUCCAUAUCUACCACAGAAGCAUUAUGAUAACAUAUCUCAUAAAAAGUCACCAGCACGAAAUGAUUUGCUUCGCGCUUCUCCUGGAACACGAGAUGUUUCCUCCAGUGAUAGUGAUCGUGACAAUACUUCUGAGGCGAAACCAAGUGCCAGUCGGGAAGUAGAUAAUCAAAGUUCACGUCAUGAUUCAGAAAAGAAAACGUCUGAUUUACAAAAAACAAGCGAGUCUCAAUCGAGUGUUACCUGUUGUUUGUGCAAUAACUCUGGUCGAAGUGUGUUUGGACAAGGGAAGAUCAUCCAGUUUGCUCGUUUCUAUGAGGAUCGUUAUCCUUCAGGGGAACAACGAAGGCGUAAUCAGCUUUUCAGUAAUGAUCGAUUGUUGAAUGACACUAGAUCAGGAUACCCGAUGCUCAAGAGAUCAGCAAGUCAUGAUAAUGUUCAUGCCAAUGUCAGGGAUGAUCUUGAACGUGGUCAUAAACGCCGCCGGACAAACAGUUUGGGAGAGACUGGUGAACAUUGUUUACCAGAGAGCGACGAUACACAAUGUCAAUUUGGUUAUGACAAGAAGAAAACUCUGUCAGAUAUUUGUGAUGCUCGUGGUGACUUAUGGGUGCAUGAAAAAUGUGCUACAUGGACAGCGGCAACCACCAAUACUGAUGAGAAGCUCUCCGUCACAAGCCUCGUUGCCAAGGCGAUAACUACGGCUUGUACUUGGUGUAAGCAUUAUGGUGCCAGUGUUUGUUGUGCUGUUCCUCAUUGUAAGAAUGUGUUUCAUUUGCCAUGCGCAGUAGCAGCUGGAGUUUAUCAGAAUGUACGAAGCUUGAAGGCUUACUGCUUGGAUCACCCACAAGUCUUGCAGAACAUAGCAUUUUGCAGUACUUGUAACUGUCCUGGUGAGGUGGGCAAUAUUUUGUUCUGUAUAAACUGUGGUUUCCAGGCACACGGGCAGUGUGUUAGUCCUUCAACCACAGUCACACCUGCUGUAAGACUGGGCUGGGAGUGCAGACGAUGCAAAAGAUGCCAGGUUUGCAGGCAUUUGAUUGAAGUGAAGAGAUCAUUAACAUGUCGAAGUUGUGACCGAGGCUACCAUCUUUCGUGUAUCGAGGAAGGGAAAAGUCUACACAUUGAUCAGUUUGCUGCUGUCUGGCAAUGCAAGAAAUGUCGACGAUGUCAAAGUUGCGGGAAGCAUAUUCCUAAUGCCCAGAUGCCGGUUAAAGGAAGCGAAGACGUGCGAUGUGAUGAAUGUCAGACGUUAAGAAGUAGAGGUCGUUGUCCGUUGUGUAAUAAAGGUUUUUGUCCCCCUUCGUCUACGAAUGUUGCCGUUCAAUGUGAUACUUGUAAAAAAUGGUUACACAUGACAUGUGCAGAAGUUGAUCAGGAUACAUACAACAGAGUUCAAAAUGACGAUGAGUUGAUCUUCAUUUGUGAGUCGUGUAAUCAAGAGGAAUUAUCUUCUACCGCUAGUCAGGGAAACGAUGACGAAGAGAAAGACGAGCAACAAGACACCGAUGCUGAGAUGAACUCUGGAGAUUCUAGCGUUGACAGUUCUGAGCAAGUUUCAAUUUUCAAGGAAUUGCGUUCAAAACAAAUCGCUAUUCAAGAAGAAGUAACCCAAGCAACAACCAGUUGGUCAACUAGUGAACCAUUACAAUGGUCGCGGCUUCGGUUAGCUUAUUCAUUUGAAUAUUACUACACAAAACAUCAAGUAGGAGCCAUGUUGAAGAUGAAUUCACGUGCUCCUUCACGUGCGUCAGAGACGAUCUCUUCCCCCCCGUUACCAAGCUCUGCUGAAUCGUCCGGAUAGCUUCCGAAAGUUCUUUGCUGUUUUACAAACGGUUUUUAUGUUCGGUAAGUACACAACCCAGAUUAUUCAUCCCCAACACCUGCCCGUACGUAAAGAUGAAACUAGAAAAUACCAUUGGGGUGUUGUGAAAAAAAAUUUACACUUUAUGCUGUGCCAUCAGUACCAUGAAGAAUGCAUUUAAUUAAUGACAUGAAUAUUCAAAUCUUGUUUCAUAAACCUGGAGCCGGAAAACGUGUUCAUGGUUUUACUCAGAAUAAUUAUACUGCCUUUGCUAUCGCGCUUUUUAAAGGUUUCUAUUCAUGAGGUCUAUUUUGUAUUUGAAGUUCCAGUGAUAAAAUCCUUCUUCCACGGAGUAAAAAAACAGAAAAGCAUCUCCGUUGUGCAGGCAGGUAGUUGUCAAAGUUUCGCUUGAUUGUGAAGUAGUUUCAGGACUGGAACUGUCAUAUAACCCACAAUAACGGUCACUCAUAAUAUUUUAGACAGCAUUUCUAUUCUAAAUCUCGACAUCAUCGGUAGGAAAAAACAUUUGGAGUCUAUUUAGAAACCUGCAGUCUUUAUAUUCAAUAGUAAUUUAACGUUCAACACAACACGUGCAAUGCCAUGUUUCCUCAAAUGCCCCAAAUUAAGGCUCUCGUUUGCAAGGCUGAUAUUACCUCGAAUACGUCAUUUAGGAAUUUUAUUGUUGACAAAUCCGAAUGUAGAUUAAGGAGUACAGUAAGAUAAUGUACAUAAUGUAGACAUAAGGUAAUUAUAGGAAUUAGUAAAUUUUCAAAAUUAUUUAGAAGUAAUCAAUAUUGUAUAUAGUACUAAGUAGAUGAAGUUACGCCGUUCAUAAUAUUUUAAAAAUAGGUCGUUUAUUAAGUCAAAUCAUGCAGAUAGCUUUUCCUGUUCGAUGGUUUUGCAUUUCAAAUCUCAUCGGACAUGGGUACAAUACGUAUAUUACAUGUUAAAUAUUCCACCUAUUACUUAACGCUUUGAUCACUCUGCAGCGUAAGAUAAGGAAAAAUCUUCAACAGAAAAUGAAAAUUCGACUUUCAAAGCUAGUAUGUGAAUUUUUACGCUUAAAACUGUACUAUGAAAGUUUUGAAACUGAGCCCAACUAGUUUUAGUUCAUCACAAAAGUAUUCCUUAUCUCAUGCCAAGGUGGGAAUAGUUGUACAGUAAUUUUUACAACUGAGCGUGGAGUUUGUCUUUGUCAACGACGUUAGUCUUGGCAAGGGUGUUGCGAAGAGCGUGGUAUAAGCCCCGUUUACGUAACUGCCCUCAAUUUAUUGGUACGGCACUGUCGUAUAUGGUACCUGUAUCCAAUGUUACUGGUGCGCAAAACCAAAAUAAAAUUGGCGAGGUUAUCCAUUUUAACCGUGCUGUGACAAUAUAUAAAUUGAGUGUAAUGGAAACGCGGCUUUGGUACAUGCAUGAUACGACAAACUUUUUCAAUGGAAGGCGAACGGUUCUUUUGUUGUUGUUUUUUUCGAUAAAGCAAAUCUUAUCGAGAUUAUUCAUAGAUCGCGGCUCGAUGCGCACUCCUUGUCAUAAGUUCUUUCGUCAAAGCGGCAGAGAAAAACUUCCCGCCAUUAUUAAUUCAUCUACACUUUGAUGAUCCAAUGUCUAUUACACAUGAUUUUCCGUAUUAUAAGAAAUCAACUGCAGAAACAACUACAUAAUGCAAAAGUUGUUUCAGGUAGUUUUUUACUUCUUUACAAGUAGUUGGAUAUUUUUACAACCACAAUUGCAUAUAUAUAUAGGAUAUAAAGGUAUAUAUGCAGUGUAUCUAAUCUAAUAAUGCAUGUAGUGAAUGGAUAUCGUUUUCUCCCUAAUAUUGGUAUUCUUUGCAAUCCAUAUUGACGGUGAUGACGGUCAUUUGCUACCUCUGCCUAUUAUUAACCAGUUUUUUACCAGCGAUUUUUUGCGGCAAGAUAUUUUGCUUUUGUCAUAGAACUGCACAUCAGGAACGAAUGCUGCCUGAUGCUCAAUGACAAAAAAUACGUUUUCUGCGCAAAAAUGGAUAUAAAAUCGGCUUUUGUCCACCUACUUCUGACAUUCUUGCCUCAAAUUGUCGCCGUUCGUGGCAGUUUCGUGCAAAAUACACCAGUUUCAGAUAUGAUGAAUGUAUGUUUGAAUAAGUUUCCUAUUUUGUGAAAACAGUAGAUAUUAAAAUAAAGAAGUUCUGUCCACUGUAGUACUUUUCAUUGAAU
Dendronephthya gigantea is the source of this 5347-nucleotide messenger RNA. RefSeq lists its product as uncharacterized. Gene Ontology annotation, cellular component: heteromeric SMAD protein complex. NCBI's taxonomy places the organism in Eukaryota, Metazoa, Cnidaria, Anthozoa, Malacalcyonacea, Nephtheidae. Gene Ontology annotation, biological process: regulation of transcription by RNA polymerase II; cell differentiation; SMAD protein signal transduction. The record is from RefSeq and is a predicted model, not a curated record. The transcript has 15 exons. The coding region runs from base 156 to 3152 and encodes 998 amino acids. Gene Ontology annotation, molecular function: DNA-binding transcription factor activity, RNA polymerase II-specific; I-SMAD binding; RNA polymerase II cis-regulatory region sequence-specific DNA binding.